AUGGAUUUUGGUGCCUCGGCGAGAGGAAAGGCAGCGUGGCGGCAAAGGUGUAUCCUACAGACUUUGAAGAACAAACUAGGUAGGAAUGUCGGCACUGCACCUGCUGCAAUGGAGUUCAUGGCGGCGUUUGGCCUCAACCCCGAGCAGUGUGGACUUUCCCGAUCUCUGGAGAAACCUGUAGGCCAUAGACACCUUUAUGGACUGAUAAGAGCGUGUCUGAACUUGGCGCGACGUUUCAUGGUCCCUAACAGGACACGAGUAUCUUGGCAAUAUAGGGCAAGCGACGGGUUGGCCGAGUAUGGUACUGAUGCUGCUCCAUUAAUCAAGGAUUUAUCCUGUCUCUGGCGAAUUGGGCAAUAUGCAUCUUGCCCACUAGGCGAGGUUACUCGGAAUAGGACAGCACUAGGGAUUGGUGACUUGCAUCUGCUUUGCCUCCAUUAGCUGGCCACUUGAGCAUAUAGUCAAAGUCUCCAGCUUUUCCACUUGUCUUGGAGGUACCGAUCUCAAAUUGGUAUCACAUUCAGUCUCAGAAAA
Messenger RNA from Aspergillus nidulans FGSC A4, 534 nucleotides. RefSeq lists its product as uncharacterized. The record is from RefSeq and is a predicted model, not a curated record. The transcript has 2 exons. The coding region runs from base 1 to 441 and encodes 146 amino acids. NCBI's taxonomy places the organism in Eukaryota, Fungi, Ascomycota, Eurotiomycetes, Eurotiales, Aspergillaceae.